This is a messenger RNA of Penicillium roqueforti, 636 nucleotides long. RefSeq names its product YbhB/YbcL family Raf kinase inhibitor-like protein. The transcript has a single exon. The record is from RefSeq and is a predicted model, not a curated record. Bases 1 to 636 code for a protein of 211 amino acids. NCBI's taxonomy places the organism in Eukaryota, Fungi, Ascomycota, Eurotiomycetes, Eurotiales, Aspergillaceae.
AUGGCGAUUCUACAUUAUCUCGAAUUCAUCAUUGGCCGGCUACUGUACCCAAUUCGUGGCCAUGAUUCAGGCCAAAUCAUUCAAUGCCCGGCCUUCAAAGACCUUCCCGAGCCCAACAUGACCCUCGAAGCACCCGAAGCCGGCCCCUCGGGCUCUAAACUACCUCUCCACUGUACUUGCAAGGCCGCUGAUGGCAAGGGUGGUCUUCCUGAACUGCGCUGGACAGCUCCAAGCUGUCGCGAGGAAGUCAAGGAGUAUGUACUCCUCUGUGAAGACCUCGAUCCACCAAUCCCAUUCCUUGUCUUUCACCACGGUCUCCUUUGGGCUAUUCCACCCUCGACCACGAAAGCUGAAGCGGCUGAUGUCCACCCGGAUGAUCACGCCAAGAUCUCCCGCCUGACCGUUGCUGGUUGGCGCUUUGUGCCAAACUUGCUUGGAUUGCCGUUUGUCGGCGCUGGUGCACCGCUCGGCCAUGGAAAACAUCGUUACAUCUUCACCAUCAUCGCGCUCGAUGAGUCUCUCAAGUUCACGGCUCCCGAGAAGGUGACAAAGAAAGAUAUCAAGCAUGCCAUGAUGAGCAAGGUCAUUGGAUGGGGACAGUGGAUUGGCACCUUUGAAAAGCCCUGGCCCAACUAA